AUGGAAGAAUCCACCUUCCUCUACGACUACCCUCCAAACACAGAAACUUCGCUCCUGAUCGUGCACACAGUCGGCUGGCUACACAGGAACAUCUGCUCGGAGAACAUCCUCUUCUUCAAACCCAAACCCACCACAGCCGCAGCCACGCCGCUCACACACCCCUACCUCACAGGCUUCACGUUCUCGCGCGCCGACUCCCCCGUCGAAAUCAGCGACCAGGCCUCCGAGGACCCCCUGCUGGGCAUCUACCGCCACCCGGCCGCGCUGGGCGAGCCCACCGCCUCGUAUGCGAUGUACAUGGCCCACUACUCGCUCGGUGCCGUGCUGGUCGAGAUUGCGGAGUGGCGGCCGCUCAAGCACAUCGUCAAGAAACACAUCGAUGUCACGCGGGGCGAGGUGGAUGUGUCGCUGGCGGCGCUGGCAGGGAUCCAGGGGUGGUUGGGGUGUGAGCCGGUGGAGCGCGGACAGGUUGCGUUUCGCAUGGGAGAGGUGUAUGGGAGGGCUGUUUCGUGGCUGCUGAUGGAGGGGACUGAGCAUUGGCGAUGCGGAUGGCGGGAGUGGGAGUGGCAGUACAGGGCGGCUUCUGGCUUUCCGGCAGUUUGUGGAUGA
Messenger RNA from Aspergillus clavatus NRRL 1, 609 nucleotides. RefSeq lists its product as uncharacterized. The coding region runs from base 1 to 609 and encodes 202 amino acids. The record is from RefSeq and is a predicted model, not a curated record. The transcript has a single exon. NCBI's taxonomy places the organism in Eukaryota, Fungi, Ascomycota, Eurotiomycetes, Eurotiales, Aspergillaceae.